GCGGGGGGGGGCCGGGGCCGGGCUCGCCCCGCUUGAAGGGCGGCCGCGGGGCAGCGCAGGGCGGCGGAGCCGAGCGGAGCCGGGCGGCGGCCUGAAAUUCAUCGCCAGCUAGCCAGUUCCUCCCCCCGUAAAGAUGACCGAGCUCUUCGACAACCUGUCGUGCCAUCACUCCAUUGACGACUUCCGAAACCGCGUGUACUCCACGCUCUACUCCAUGAUCAGCAUCAUGGGCUUCGUCGGCAACGGCGUGGUGCUCUACGUCCUCAUAAGGACGUACCGGCAGAAGACGGCCUUCCAGGUGUACAUGCUCAACCUCGCCGUGUCCGACUUCCUCUGCGUGUGCACCCUGCCCCUGCGCGUGGUCUACUACGUCCACAAGGGGAACUGGUUCUUCAGUGACUUCCUCUGCAGGGUCAGUUCCUACGCCCUGUACGUCAACCUGUACUGCAGCAUUUUCUUCAUGACUGCAAUGAGCUUCUUCCGCUGCAUAGCCAUCGUUUUUCCAGUCCAGAACAUCAAUUUGGUCACGGAGAAAAAGGCGAAAUUUGUGUGCGUCGGCAUCUGGAUUUUCGUUACCCUGACAAGCGCUCCUUUCCUGCAAAAUGGGACCUAUCAACAUGGCAACAAGACCAAGUGCUUCGAACCCCCAGAAGACUCUAACAAGACAAAGCUGGUUGUGAUCCUGGAUUUUAUUGCCCUCUUUCUGGGUUUCGUUUUUCCCUUUAUUGUCAUAACCAUCUGCUACACCAUGAUCAUAAGGACCCUGAUGAAAAAUUCCUUGAAGAAGAACCAGGCCAACCGCAAGAAGGCCAUCUGGAUGAUCAUCAUCGUGACAGCCACCUUCCUGGUCAGCUUCACCCCGUACCACAUCCUGCGGACCGUGCACCUCCACGUGCUGCGGCUGAAGAGCGCCAGCUGCGAGGACACCGUGUACCUCCAGAAGUCGGUGGUGGUGACGCUCCCCUUGGCCGCUUCCAACUGCUGCUUCGACCCACUUCUCUACUUCUUCUCGGGGGGCAACUUUCGGAAGAGGCUGACCACGUUCAGGAAGGCUUCCUCCUCCAGCAUCACGCAAGCCUUCAGGAAAAAGUUCUCCAUAAAAGAGAAGGAUGAUGAACCCUUCGGGGAAAGCCAAAGGGAGAAUGGGAACGCCUCCGUGGCCACGUCGUAGAAGGGCGAUGCCUUCGGGUAGGAUCUCAAAUCGGCAAUGGUGAUCUCAAAAUUGUUCCAGGAGACACAAGCAAGGCCCACAGGCCUUUUUCACGAUUAUAUUUGUAGAAAUAACGGUGGACAGUCUCUGAUUUCUGCUGUUCUGCUGCAGUGCGGUGGAGCUGAUGGCCCCUGCGCCGCUGCUUGGGCACGCGCAGCCACCUCACAUGGAGGAGGCACCGGCCAGCAGCAGUAAAUUGUUGAUCCGAUGAUAAGUUCAUGUAAACACACUUUUCAAAGCCUGUAUCGUGUUUGGGAAUUCGCUUCGUUUCACAAGUCUGCAAAGAGCGCUAAUUCUCUGAGUCAGUGGGAAAUGUAAACACAACAUUUGCUGGACGCCGCACACGGGAGCUGCUGACACAUGAGGAGGGCAGAGUUUUCAUUGAAUCUUAAAACAGACGCUAAAUUAUUUACACAGCAGAGGUCAAGAUAAUUCCUGCCCUGCUCCCAGCUGCUUCGGCUUUGGACUUCAGGUUUCAAAGAGCAGUACACGUGUGAGGCUUGCAGGAUGGGUGCCCGGGUCUGUGAGCCCAGCGGUCCCACCCGGACAAGCAGCAACCUGGGCACGCUCUGGUUUGCAGCAGAUCUGCAAGGGGGUUGAGCAGCGGGGUGUGCAGCCAAGCUCCUUGGCAGAAUUGGCUGUGAUGUUAAGCUUGGAUACAUCUCCUGUGCCUCGGCUGUGCCUCGCUGCUGCUGAGCAGGGGCUGUUUCUGCAAGGCUCCAGUGAAGGCAGCUGAGGCAGCAUGUCUUGGUGUUGCUGCACCCCCUUGGGCUCUGCCUGUGGGGAGAGCAUCCUCUGAAUCCCUAGAAAAAUGUUCUUUGUGGGAGUAGCUUUAAAAUUAUGGUAGCCUAACAUGAGUUUGAAAUUCAUUUCAAUAGGACUGGUACUGUAAGUGAUGGCUGCAGGAUGCAGGUUAUCACUCCAAUUCUUCAGGACUUUUACCUAAAAAUAGCCUAUUACUAUUUAAUUUUUUUAUAUAUUUUUUUAUUUUUUGCCUUUUGGAAAUAUUGACUAAGUUAAAAAAAAAUAAAAAAUAAAAAAGUAGAAAUCAUAUUUUAAAAAUAGCCAAAUAUGACUGAAAGGUGGUCCCACUCGGGAGUGUUCAUCUUGCUGACACCUUGCAGAAGAGAUGCAAGCCAAGGCACUGGGAGGGAUCUGAGGAGACGUGGACAUGAAGAGCCUGAGUGCCGGGUGUCAGUCAGGAGCCCAGAUGAGGCUGGACACGAUGUCAGCUUGAGUACGGCGUGAUGAAAAACCAGAUCGAACUCAGUUUCAUUUGUAAUGAGAAAUUUCCAAAUCCUGUCCAUAAGGAAGCAUUCCUGUGGUUUUCCAGUAAAUCCAGUGUAAGUGAAGCCAGUUCUGCCUUUCUUUUAGUGGGGCAAAGUUCAGCCCAGGAUGCGUGAUACAUGAGGACAGAAAUAGUGUCUGAAUCCUAGCAGAAUUCUGUAGCUGGAAAACGUGGCUCAUAACAAAUAGGAAAUGUGUUUUAGUGUUGUGGCAUUUGUGAAGCUCCUUGAUGUCUUAAAUAAAGCAAAUUGUUUUAAUACUGUAAAAUAAGAGUGAGCAGAAGGGUUUGGACUGGGAAAGGAGGGGGCUGCUUGAGAUUAUUGUUACACCUACAGGGAGGAGUAGGUGUUCGCUCUGCACACCACAGACUGCAAAUCCCCGGGUCUGCAAAAGACAUUUGAAAAAAAAAAAAAAGAAAAUUCACCUGCAGAGCAAUUCGUGGAUGGGACGUUUCAACAAGACCAGAAACAUCUUCAGAAAAUGUUCAAGAUCUACAAAACGUGAAACUGUUCGUGUGGAGGAGCUACAGCUCCCCUGAGCCCCCCUGGAGGGCACAGCUCCCACUGCACUGGUGGAACCACAAACUGCUGGGGGAGACCCACGUCGGCAAACAUUUCUGUUUUAAGGGCAGCACCAAGCACGGUAGCUGGGUCCCAAAUCCCUGAAGGCAUUGUGUAACUGUGAAUAGAAAUCACCGUGAUAAACUGAGGUUUGGAAUAUGUAGAAAUAACAUGUACCUUCGCCAGUUUUAAAGUAUUGUGUACAGUAAAGCUAUAUAUAUAUAUGUUGCAAAGCAUUUUUAUUAUGCCAGAGAUCUCUUUUUUUUCAUUGUUUUUAUUUUUUUAUGACAAUGGGUAUGACCAGAGAAAUGACAGUGGUUUUUUGUUUGUUUGUUUGUUUUUGUACAAUAGGAAAGACUGUAUUUUAAAGAGGGCUGCUGAAAAUUAAAUGGAAAUGUUGCAAGUUAAACCUGAA
This is a messenger RNA of Anas platyrhynchos (mallard), 3472 nucleotides long. RefSeq names its product cysteinyl leukotriene receptor 1 (gene CYSLTR1). Gene Ontology annotation, biological process: G protein-coupled receptor signaling pathway. The record is from RefSeq and is a predicted model, not a curated record. NCBI's taxonomy places the organism in Eukaryota, Metazoa, Chordata, Aves, Anseriformes, Anatidae. Gene Ontology annotation, cellular component: plasma membrane. Gene Ontology annotation, molecular function: leukotriene receptor activity.